This is a messenger RNA of Aureobasidium uvarum, 1824 nucleotides long. The record is from the annotation of a GenBank genome assembly. Lineage: Eukaryota; Fungi; Ascomycota; Dothideomycetes; Dothideales; Saccotheciaceae.
AUGUGCGCCCUCCGAGCUAACCUGGAUAAGUCGGCUGCAAAGAUGGCGAAAACACAUGCGAGCGAAUCCGACAAGACCGCAUUCACUUUUGUCGUCGUCUAUGGAUUGAGACCGAGUAUUAUGGCCGAGCAGCUUUGUGUCGGCACCUUGACCUUUGUCAACCAACGACGUCGUAUCGUGUUCGAAGAUGCAAUGAGUAUCUGGCCCAAACAAGAGAUCCAGCUGGGAUGUAGGCAACUUCAACAGCUUGUCGAUGAUUACGACCAACAAGUAUCCUACCACCAUCUGGUCCUUCGAUGUGUGCAGUUCGACGAAGACGCAGCAGCCUGGAACGUUGCUCCCAUGGUCUAUGCCGAAGAUCUGUCUACAAAUGGGACCACACUCGCUCGUGAAUGUGCCGCUGAAGAUGGAUCAACAGUCCGACUUGAUCAUCAACUUACCAAGUCAUUGGGCCCUGUGCUUCUUCGAGACGGUGAUUGUCUACACCUCUCAAAAUCAACCUUUGUGCAGUACCACGAGCUCAAUUCCAACAGUGAGCUCAACAUGUCGUUCAUCAUGGACUGUGAAGUCAAGCGUUUUCAACAAGACUUUACCAUUCAUCCUCGUCUCAUCGGUGCUGGUGGUCAAGGUCAAGUUUUUGUUGCAUGCGAUCGUAGCGCUGGUCAACAAGUAGCGUGCAAAGUUGUCUCUUUGGCCGGUGUCGACCUGAAAGGCGACCAAGAUGCAAAUGAGGCCUCAAUCCAAGCCGCAUCCAACCGCGCUUCGAGGAUGCAAUCCAUCAAGCUGCUUCGCAAGAUACACCGUCUCGAGGUUGAGUAUGAGAUUCUCAAGGAUCUCAAUCACCCAGGCAGGAUCUCGCGCAUGUUCUCGACUUGUGGAACGUACGGGUUUACAGCUCCUGAGAUCAACAGGCUCAAUCCCACCAUGGCAGAGAACAAAGGCUACAGCAGUGCCAUUGACCUCUGGUCAGUCGACUGCGUCAGUGCACUCAUGUUGACCGGCAGUCUCGCCUUCAAUCACCGAGAUGGCGACCAAGACAUUGGCCAGAUCAACUCACGCUCUGUCAGCGCUUAUGACUUGACCCAAAUUGAACAAGGCGAGCAGAGCUGGGAGGGAGUGCCGAAGAGAGUGAGGGAGUUUGUCAGUUCUCUUCUCACAUUGCAAGAGGACAAGCGCUUAACAGCCAAGAAAGCGCUCGAGCACUCCUGGUUCACCAACCAUAUCUGCACUGAUAGAUUCGACGCCAUAUACGAGAUGGCCAUCGGCGAUUGGAAGCCAAGUCCUUCACUCAAGGGAGACAUUGUCGUCAACAUCGACACCAGCGACAUUGUCAUUCCUGCCCCAAGCGCUUCGCAAAUUGUUCGUCAACGAUCUGAGUCUGCAGUCGUCCAGUCAAAGUUCUUCCAAGCGCAGGAAGAAUACGAUGAUAACCAGAUGGAUAUGUCCUCAACCCCUGGUCGGUUUACCGAGCAAGAGCUAGACAACGACCCCGUCCUAGCCGCCAGCCCAGCAUCUCAACCAUCGGAGACCUUCGAAGCACUGCCUCUGAACACUGCAGCUCAGCCUAAACUAUUCUACUCACAUACCUCACUCUACUCUAAACUGCCCCCUCGAUCUUCUGGUCCGGACCAAGACCUCGAUGUUCUGCAGCCAUCCGCACGAUUUCGCCCGCCAAAGUCCUCAGACCCUGAUCAAGACCUCGAUUCCUUGAAACCAUCAGCACAACUCGGAAAGUUGCAGGCGUCGCCAGAACUUACGUGGCCUUCAUCGCCGCCGAACAAACGCAAGAUGCGUUUGCCUUCUCCCGAGUUUCCUUGGCUCUGA